AAGAGGUUGCAAGAACUUCAAGAUGCUAUAAACAAACUUCCAUUGAGACAUCCAAUUGACGUCAAAUUGUAUUGGAGAGCAUCUGAGUUAGGUCAGAAGGUUUUAUAUGAAACAGGUUGCUUCGACGAUGUUUAUGAGAUAACAGGAGAAGUUUCUCAGAAGAUAAGAGACUCACUUGAAUUUCCACGAACUGGUCCGAUUGGAUGCGACAAGUUCGACUCAGAUGAAAAGAUAUACUAUGUCGACCUUAACGCUGCGUACAUGAGGUUCGUCCAAUAUAUCCCGACUGGAAUUCCAAACGAAGAUGGAGAGUUCCCAGGAAGGAACUAUACAGUUGGAAAAGUCAUACAACAACUCUAUGAUAUUAGGAAAGCUUCAAACCCCAAACUUGCAAUGACACUCAAAUUGCUUAUGAAUUCGACAUGGGGAUAUUCCAUUAAGAAACCUCAAGAGAUGAAGAGUAAACAUUAUGAGAAGGUCGACAACUUUGUUGAAAGGUUUUCUCCUUUUGUUUUGAAGUACGAAUUCACUCAAGGUCAAAGUGGCUUAGUAACCACAUUAAAACCUAUUGUCGAACAUUGGUCUUACCCUCAGUUCGCAAAGGCAGUCCUUGACAACUACAACAAAUUCUUCUCCGAAGUCAAAUCCAAAGUGAAGGUUUACUAUGAGAACAUUGACGCACUCAUGACGAACGAAGAAGGAUACAACAAACUCAUUGAAAUGGGAAUGGUCGGUGAGAAGAUGGGCUGUUUUAAGCUAGAUAAGGUAUUUUCCGAAGUUCAUGUUCUCUCCAAGCGCAAGUACUGGGGUGUACUUGAAGACGGGACAGAAAUAAAACAUUGCAUGAAGUAA
Molecule: messenger RNA, 852 nt
Organism: Trichomonas vaginalis G3
Lineage: Eukaryota; Parabasalia; Trichomonadida; Trichomonadidae
Exons: 1
Source: RefSeq, a predicted model, not a curated record